Molecule: messenger RNA, 3462 nt
Organism: Biomphalaria glabrata
Lineage: Eukaryota; Metazoa; Mollusca; Gastropoda; Planorbidae
Product: harmonin-like
Exons: 20
Coding region: 527-2305 (592 amino acids)
Cellular component (GO): plasma membrane
Molecular function (GO): protein binding
Source: RefSeq, a predicted model, not a curated record
CGGCUAUCUGAUUGGGGAUGUUCCUCUGUGCAGUUACCUGUGUGUCAUGUGUCUGGGGUGAGGACACGCCCCGCGCUAUUGUCACUUCCUAGUUGGCAGUAGUAACAUUUGUUACAACUCGAUUUCUUUGUUUUGUCUGCAUGUUGGGGGUCUCUGCUUAGCCUAACACUGGUCACUUGUGGCGUAGCUCAUUGGUUUGAUAAGCUAUAGAUCCAGUGGCUCACUGUUGGAUGUCAGGAGCUGUGUUUAUGGAUUAGUGUGUACUGUGUUUUUCAGCAGUGGAUUCAAUAGUUCGUGACUGGCUUCGUGUACUUAAUAAUUAGCUUACCUCCUUUGAAAACACCUGGCUGCAUAGAAUAUUUGUUUUAGUGCGUUAAAAUUAUAUCUAUAAGAUUACUCAUUUACUGUGUUGAAUCUUUUAAUCAACUGUCUAAAGUUUAAAAGUUGAGAAGAUUUAGAUCUAGAUCUUCUAGCGCUACGUUUACCAAUCAGGAGUAAUAUCUAGGGAUAUAAGACUACAGGAAAAAUGGCAGACAUUGAUUUUAGGAAAAAGGUGAAAGAAAUUAUCCCAAGUGAAGAUGAGAGAGAAAAAUUAUUUACUCUACUCCGCCAGUACCAGGCUUCCAGAGAUUUGAAUAGAUUGUUGUUUGACUUGAGGAUUCUGCUCAAUGAGCCAAAUAAAUUGGAGCUAUAUGACAUUAUGAGGCCCAUGAUAUUGAUGAAACAUCAGAUAGAGUACAGUAAAAAGGUGCCUGCGGUGCCAGGUGUUAAACUCAGAUUGGUUAGACUCAUACGACGGCCAGGGGAGAGUCUGGGCUUUUCUGUCAGGGGAGGCUAUGAGCAUGGAGUGGGUAUAUUUGUCACCCAAGUUACUCCAGAUUCUCAAGCUGACAGACAAGGGCUUAGGGUGGGUGAUGAAAUAGUGCGUGUGAAUGGUUUCAACAUUUCUGAAGCUAUCCAUGAAGAUGUGCUCAACUUGAUCAAAUCUAAAGAUGAAAUUCUGCUCAAAGUGACAUAUAUUGGAAUGGUUCCUCAGAAAACAGAACCAUCAGAGCCUGUCAAAUGGGAUUAUGUGAAACAAUUGUUGGAUGAUUCUGUGGAGGACGAGGCACUGAGUCGAAAAGGAAGGCCAAGAGACAUUAAAAUUUUUGUUGACAGUACAGGCUAUGCUUCUAUUGGAUGCAGUAUUCUGAGUGACCCUGGACCUGCGGCUCGAUACCCUGGCAUAUAUAUUGUGAAAGUAACGCCAGGAAGUAUAGCGGAGGAGGUUGGACUUGAGCCUGGUGACCAGAUCAUUGAGGUCAACGACACCAGCUUUAGAAACAUAACUUGGAAAGAGGCUGUGCUUGCUCUAAAGAGUAGUCGACAGCUUCAUAUGAUUAUUAGGAAGAAAACAGGCUCUCAGCUCCUUCAAAGACUGAACAACAGGAGAGACAGCAACACAAGCAACAUCACAUCUCUCAGGAGAGACAGCAAUACCAGCAACAUGGCACCUAUACCGAGAUCUAGCAUUGACUAUGGUUCCAAUGCACUCAGCUAUGACAGCAACAAGGAGCUGCCCCCUAUUCCAAGUAGCCCAGACGCAGACAUUCCAGCCCUGCAACUUUCACCUGAAAAGGAAGAGAGAAGGAGUUCUCAAGCAUGGAAUCACAGUCUCCAUUUUGAGGAACUGAAGUUUGUCCAGCAGGAGUUGGCUAGGAAGCGCCAACUAGAAGGUCCUUCAGUCCCUCCUCCUAGUUCUGACCACUCGCCCAGAGCUACCCCACCGUCCAUGCUGAGCACAAUGGCUGAGGUCCACGAUUCAUCAAUAGGAGUCCGGCGUCCAAGCACAGAUCCUUCAUUGCUGAGUGGGGCUGCAGCCAUCAUGGCAGAACGAAAGCUGAGUAAACAAUUUAACUCUCUGGCUCUGCUAGGACCACUGGCAGACUAUGAGUGGAUCAGUAAAGUGCCAGGACAUAUCUAUGAACUAUUUAAGUUGGAAGACUUGGAUGGAAGACCACUCAAAGGAUUAGUCUACAAAAAGAACCUUGACCUUGGCAUUGAUAUUGAAGGAGGAAUAGGCUCGCCGUUAGGGGGCCGCAUUCUGGUUUCUGCUGUGUAUGAAGGAGGUGUGGCUCAGCUCAGCGGUCAAAUCCAGGUUGGAGACCAGCUGAUGAUGGUCAAUGGUCAGUCUUUACUGAAUAUAACAAUUCAGCAAGCUGAACAGAUAUUGCAGCAAGCAUCUCUUACAAACAGGGAUCAGAUUGACAUUUAUUAUUGUGAGACAACAUUGGUGAAUGAUGAAGACAACACGACCUAUUUUUAAAUAGACCACACCUUCCAAUGACCAAGAUGUCAGAUGGACUUGAUUGUUUACCUUGACAGCAUUUAAUCAACAUACUGACUGACCCUUUCAGUCUGUUGUAGUCACUUAAUUAUCAGCACAGUUCUAGAAAUAUGUGUCAUGUGCAUAUAUUAAGUCUGAUUGGAUUUUAUAGCGAGAACUUCAAAGUCUGAACAUUUUGUCAAAAACAGUUUCAAUAUUCAAGAGGAUUUUUAUAUGUACAAAUUCACUUCGUAUUUAUUCUUCUUUUAGACAGAUUUUAAUUUGAUGACUUUGCUAGCUAUAUGAAUAUAAUGACUGUUGGUACUGUUGAGUACAUUCUAGACUUGACAUCACUCUAAUUAAGUAUUGAAACAGUGUUGUGCAUUUUGUCUAAAUUCAGAAGGGGUAAAUUGGCAAUUUUUAUAAGUUUUCAGUUUCAAACAAUAUCAAGGUGCUUAUAUUAAAAGGUCACUUACCAACUAAAAAUAAAAAUUAGUUUGUGCUAGCAGUGAAAGAGCUUGGAAAGUUGAUUUCACACAUUACUAAAUAGUGUAAUUAACUCACAGUCUACUUACUAAUUGACAUAGCUAGUCAACCCUUCCCUACACAGCUAGCUAGCUAUUAUAGAAGAACAUCCCUUAUGAUAGAAAGGACAUUUUUGGGAACAAGGAUGACACAAAAUAAACUACUGAACUAAUUGGGCAGAUACUUGAUAUAAUUACCUAGUCAGGACUGAACUAAUUGGGCACUGAUACUUGAUAUAAUUACCUAGUCAGGACUGAACUAAUUGGGCACUGAUACUUGAUAUAAUUACCUAGUCAGGACUGAACUAAUUGGGCACUGAUACUUGAUAUAAUUACCUAGUCAGACAAGUUUUUACUAAUUAAUACAUUUGGAAUGUUUACUUUCCACUUGUAAAGGGGCAGCUGAAAUCUUGAAGUGAAGCUGUAGUCGAGCAUCUAGGGAAGUAUUAUCGAUUCAUAGCAUAGUAUGCAUAGACAAACAAUUGUCAUUGUUAGAUUCUAAUUGGAUGAAAUGAAUGUAUUUAUUACUUGUGUUGUCCUGUUGUUUUUGAACUGUGAUUGACUUGAUUGUUACUAGUCAUCUCUGUGUUAAUUGUAGAUAUAAAACUUUGUAAUAAACUAUUUUCUACAGAA